This is a messenger RNA of Neoarius graeffei (lesser salmon catfish), 2306 nucleotides long. RefSeq lists its product as uncharacterized. The coding region runs from base 55 to 417 and encodes 120 amino acids. Lineage: Eukaryota; Metazoa; Chordata; Actinopteri; Siluriformes; Ariidae. The record is from RefSeq and is a predicted model, not a curated record. The transcript has 5 exons.
UCAGAGGCACAGUGUGGACGCUGCUACACACAUACAGACUUCAGGAAGAGCAACAUGCUCAGGUUACUUCAUCACUGCUUGAUAGCCGUAUGCUUGGCAGGAUCCUUGAUGCUCUUGCCACUCUGCUGUGCUGAAGAUGCAAUCAUCUUUGAUCAUGACUAUAAUUCUACUCCUUUACCAGAUUAUGACUACAAUGCCACAUUUGACUACACUUUAUUCAGCAAUGGCAGCUUAGAAGACCUGGAAUGGCUUUUAAGGGAAAAGGACUAUGAAGAUGAAAAGCCGGGAUUGGAUACAAGCCAUACAGAUCCACAAUCCACCGUGUCCACAUCCACAAACAAGGCCUUUCGGACAGUAUAUCCAAGCUCACUGCUCAUGCUGAUCCUGGCUGCUCAUCAGCUGCUCAGACUCCUAUAGGAUGCACACUUCACAUCACAGGGUACCAUCACACAAAAACACAUAAGGAACCAAAGGAAAAACAAGAGAUAGAGAGACAACCUCAAUGGUGGACCAGAGACUUGGCAACCUGAGACUGAGGAAGAAAGGCACACAGACUUAAUCAUACAAGCAAAUCUCUCACGUCAGAGAAGCAGCUAUAACUCGUUCUAGUCUUCCACUGUUGUAAUGAUGCAAACAGGAGACACUGCAAGACCCCAUCUUCACUUCAAAGCCAGAACAUACUCAAACUAGACACAGAGGAUGUAUAAGAAACACAGCCUCAAUGAACAGUAUGGACUACUGGAAAGACAAAUUUAGCAUAAUCAAGCAAAAGGGGCAAUAGCUUUCAAAAUGUGCCUUAUAAUAGUAGAAAAGAGGGACAAGAAGCCUUGGCUAAAUAGGCAUAGAAAAAUAAAGACAUUAUGGAAUUAUGAAUGCACAAAAAUUUGAAUAUUAGCUAUGAAUGAUUUUGGUGCAAUUUAAUAGUAUGUAGUAUAGCGUACCUUAAUAAGCAAAAUGCUGCAAAGAAUGAAACUAGCACCAAUGCUCCUGUGUGUGUCUGUGUGCAUACGUGUUGCCUCCACAUUUUACAUCAGAUUAUUAUGCACACAGCAAUAAGUCCCUAGAAUCCAGUUUGUUUGUCCCUGGCCACCUCACAUAUGAAAAAUACUAACAGAGCACAAUAGAAAUUCCCAAAUUAUGUUUGAGACCACCUUAAUAUCGGAUUGCGUCAAUGAAAAACACAUUAUUACACUUCAUCAUAUAUGACUCCUUUAUACCAGUUCAUUAUUCUAUAAACUAACUUCGAUUUUAUUACUUUAGAAACACGGACACUGUGAAUAUCAGAGCAGAAAGUACAAAUCCUGCUGAGUCUUACACAAUCCAUGGUGUAGACAGACACUUUCCCAAGCAAAUGCACUUCUUUCAUUAGCACCACUUUCUCAGAGAUCCUGGGUAGAGUUUCCCUUACGGAAAAAUCACAACCAUUCCACAUAUGAUCCAAGUAUCAUUUCUCCCAUGUGAGUAAUAUGUGAUCACAUGUGAAGAUGCAUUUCACAUAUUCCCCGAAAUUGCAUGUUAUCUAAUGUGAAUGAUGUUUUCACAUGUGAAAAACAAUCACAUUUGAAAAUGAAUUAAUCAUUUGUAAACAAAAGCAACAAUAACAAAUGAACAAAAAAAAAGGACUCCCUAAAGUGAAUGACGCAUGAAAUGGAAUGACGAAUGACAGGUAGUAAAUUUGAACAAUAAAUGGUCCCUUGUCAUUCAGAUUCUUACAAAUGGAAUAACGAUUGAAGUCUUUAGUUUUAGACCUCCCUAGGAUAAGAUAAGUGGGUGCUUGGUGGGAUAUCAGCUUUUACAAAUGGAAUGACAAGGUUGAGCUAAUGUUGUCAGUCACUAGAAACAAUGUCAUUCCAUUUCAUGAGCUGAAAGCAUGUCAUUCCACCUACAUUUCAAUCGUUAUUCCAUUUAUAAGAAUCUGAAUGACAAGGGACCAUUUAUUGUUCAGAUCACUAGCUGUCAUUCGUCAUUCCAUUUCAUGCGCCAUUCACACUUUAGGGAGUCCUCAAAAAAACCCUCACAUGCAAAAACAAAAAUUCACAUAAUGUAGCAUUCCAUGAAAAAUGAAAACAACAACAGCAACAACAACAAAAAAAUCACGAGUAUAUGUAAUUAUGUCUAAGUAUUAUGCUUUAAAUAUAAAUGGUUUAAGUAUUAUGCUUUAAACACUAAAAUUUUCAUUCAUGUUUUAUAAACUUGGCACAAAAUUUCCACUCAAAGAUAAAUAUCAGCAUUUAAUUUUUGUGAGCUAACAUCUAUGUUCUUAAUAAUUCUGAAUAAAUAUUUUUACUUCAACCAAUAAAGAUUUU